Cylicocyclus nassatus is the source of this 2685-nucleotide messenger RNA. Lineage: Eukaryota; Metazoa; Nematoda; Chromadorea; Rhabditida; Strongylidae. The record is from the annotation of a GenBank genome assembly.
AUGUUAGUAUGGCUAAGAUUGACAUUAAUGGCACUGUUAUUACAGUACUCUUGUGCGCAGUAUCCUUACUGUUCAAAAGUUACCGAACCACCAAAAUACACUAUUCAGUUCGAUUUUUCUACGCCUGCAUACGAUGAGGACGAGACAGAUGGUACUACACAAUCGGACACUGAAGGCUCAAAUACUUACACGACAAUGUAUUCCACAACAGCGAAUGACCAAUCAUCAUCGACUGCUCAACAAGAAACAGAUGAAAGCAGCACCAUUUCCGUCGAAAUGACUUCGCGCGAACCCUCCACAUUGAAUGACUAUACAGUCAGCUCAGAAUUAUUCACUUCUGAAGAAAAUGCGGGAUCUACAUCGGAUGAGAUUUCAACUCUGGAAGCAACUUCCACUUCAGGAACAACACAAGAUAUAGAAUUUACACAGAGCAGUGCUUCACAAACUGAAACCGAAACGGAAGCAUCUCCAUCUGAAACAAACUCUUAUGACAUAUCCACUUCUGUGGAUUCUAUGACAAUUGAGAUUUCAUCUAGCACUGCAGCAAGCGAAUCAACCGAAAACGAAAUUAGCUCCACAGUGGCAGAGUUGAACUCAACCUAUGGAGACACCACUAUCGGUGAACUGACAUCAGAGGGGCUGAGUGAAAGCACGGCCUAUUCAUCUACUAUAGCUGGAGAUACGGUUUCAUCAGAAUAUUCCGAGACAGUUGCCUUGACAGAAACUUCUACCGCUGUUCAAACUGCAUCGGAAGUUACGGAAAUGGCAUCAUCGGAAAAAGAGGCCUCUUCAACUAACGAUGCUGGACAGUUCGAACAGACGAAUUCCGCUAGCGACGUAACUGAAGGUGGUUCUCUAGAAACCACUGAUUCGUUGUUCACCUCACAGGCGGAUAUCUCAACAUCAUUAGAAACCGAUACUGAAGAUACAUCAUCGCCAAGCUACACAGUUGAGAUAACAUUACCUACGAGCACAGAAGGAAGCGAGACCAGUGCAACAGAAGAGACAGAGGCCGAUACCCUCUCAUCAAGUUCAGAUGAAUCCACUGAUAUGGCCACAUUCACGUCUGCUAGGGCAGAACCAACGGAAGUUUCAACAGACGGUGGACAUAUGACAGAAAGUGAAGGAUCCUCGGUGAGUGAGGUAGUAUCCACAGCCGCCUACUCAGGAACGAACAAUGCUGCUUUCACGACUGCCGUUUAUUCUGCUGUGACCGCCACAGCUUCUACUAUAAACGGAGCUAGCUCUACAGUAGAAAGUUUGUCUUCGCAAUCACCUACAGAAACAGAGCUAAGUACAGCAAACUUGGAUGAGAGUACUCCAGGACCUACAAAUAUUCAAGAAACUACAUACAACUCUAUCUCCACUUCUUCUGACGAGAUGACGUCAGCAGGGCAACAGGAUACAAGUGGUACCGACAUCUCAUCAGCUUUACCCAUUAACGUUACCUCAGACACUUUUUCUUCAACAGAUGCCAGUGGUGAAAGUACUGUCAUGACAGUCACGGUCGAACUUUCGUCUCAGCCGACCUCACCUGACUAUCUCACAUCAGUUGCCGAGCAAAGCACGAUUACUGACUCGGAAUCGCAGACGAGUACGCCGCAAUCUGGUGGAAGCGACUUCACCAAUCAGAUGACCACAACAUCAUUGGAGGAAUCUGAAAAUAGUGACACAGUGGCUUCAUCAACUCCAGCAGAUGAAGAAAUAAUAACUACGAUUCCUACUACUGUAAUCACAACGAGUACUACCACACAGACAACCUCGACUACACCUUCUACUACCACCACACCAUUAUAUGCAAAUAUCAGCACAUCAACCAUAACCACAACUACUCCUACGGUAGUAACGAAUGCUACACAGACAGCCACUCGUACGACUACCACAAUUCGACCCACAACCACUACGACAGCAACAAGUGCGACCGAGUCAAGUACUCGUACAACAUGGAACACCACCACCUCUAUACCUGCUCGCUCAACAACAACCACUAAAAAUCUUCCUGAAACUACAACAACAGCUGGAAGGAUCACAAGUCAACCCAUCUACACUACAACUGUCGAGAUGAUACCACCAUGGAAUAUUAGUAGCUCUACUGUCACUACUACUGUCACGACACAAUCAACGAGACUUCCCACAACCACCGCUACAUUGCCGUCAACGUCCUCGUCGACUAUUGCUCCCAUUACUAGUACUACAACUUUAGUGACGACAUCUCACACGAUGCCAUCUACAACAGUUUCCACGACGACUACAACAGUAGCCCCUGCAACUUCUGGAGCGAGCGGCUGUACUGAUGGCUAUCGCCUCGUUCAAGCAAAUGCAGCAGUUUCUUCCGCUGGACCAGGAAAGUUUGGUGGAUUCUUCACAUAUGUAACUUCUUGUGCUGAGCUAUGCGCCAAGAAUUACGGACUAGUACAAUGCAUUGGAUUCGCUUAUGAACCCGAUAAUCGAGGUAAAUGCACCUUGUACCAACGAUUAAUGGGUACAGUACAAAGCAGUCCAGGAAGUAUGGCAAGCGUUUACGCCAAAUGUUAGGGGAUAUGCUACGGACCUAUAGGCAAUUGCUAGACUCAUCUACAUGAUCCAGCUUUUCAUUGUCACUUACUGAAUAUUUCAGCAUACACCAUAUGAUAAAUGUUGAUGAAGGAAAUCACUUAAAAUGUUUUAGAGAAACUUCCAUCAUAC